UACGUCUCGAGCGAUAUUGGUUGAACAGUUUUAAUACCAUCGUGUUCGUUUGUAGUUGGAAAAGACGGAAAAAGUGUAUAACGGAGUCUUAGUCGUCGUCGUUGCAAAAUAUAACCUCUUAAAUAAAAUGAUACAAUUUUUAUCUGGAUCGCUUAAAGUUUUGUUCUUUCGACAAAUUUGACUUAACCAAACUUGAAUUGCUUUAUUAACGCGGUAAUAAACUAAAUAUACGCAUCAUGAAAGUUAUCGUGAAAAAACUUCAGGGGAAAGAAUAUAUUAUCGAUAUUAUGCCAACAGAAACUGUCUUACAACUGAAACAUAAAUUAAGUGACCUUUUAGGCAUUGAGGUACCACAACAAAGAUUAUUGCUUACAGGCAAAACAUUGGCUGAUGAACAGCCAUUAAGUUUUUAUCCAGCAAUUAAGGAUGGAAGUAGACUUAACUUAGUUGUUAUAAAGAAAGCAGAAGAAGGACCAAGUGAGGCUAAAUCUUAUCACAAAACUGGAACACAAAUUUUGAGAGAUGAGGUUACCAGAGUUUUAAGGCAUUAUUAUACAGAAUCUGAAGCAGAAUCAAUCGUUAAUGAGUUAAUAAAAGACUUGAAGAACAAAGUAAAUAACCUUAGUUACGACGACUUGGAAAGAUUCGCAACAGCAUUAUUACAGGACCAAGAAAAUAUAGCUUAAGAUUAUUUCAAUUUUGCAAUAUCGCUUAUCAAUCGAAUAUAACUUUAUUUAAUCGA
Vespa crabro (European hornet) is the source of this 742-nucleotide messenger RNA. Its product is annotated as ubiquitin-like protein 4A. NCBI's taxonomy places the organism in Eukaryota, Metazoa, Arthropoda, Insecta, Hymenoptera, Vespidae. The record is from RefSeq and is a predicted model, not a curated record. Gene Ontology annotation, molecular function: protein binding. Gene Ontology annotation, biological process: post-translational protein targeting to endoplasmic reticulum membrane. The transcript is spliced from 3 exons. Bases 237 to 686 code for a protein of 149 amino acids.